AUGGAGGACUAUCUGCAGGGUUGUCGAAUUGCUCUGCAGGAGUCCCGACCCAUACAUGUUGUGCUGGGAAAUGAAGCCUGUGACUUGGACUCCAUGGUGUCAGCUCUCGCCCUGGCUUUUUAUCUGGCAAAGACAACUGAGGCUGAAGAAGUCUUUGUGCCAGUUUUAAAUAUAAAACGUUCUGAGCUACCUCUACGAGGUGACAAUGUCUUCUUCCUUCAGAAGACUCACAUUCCAGAGUCCCUCUUAAUUUUCCGGGAUGAGAUUGACCUCCAUGCAUUGCAGCAGGCUGGCCAGCUCACCCUCAUCCUUGUUGACCAUCAUGUCUUACCCAAAAGUGACGCAGCCUUAGAGGAGGCAGUAGCAGAGGUGCUAGACCAUCGGCCCAUCGAUCAGAAACACUGCCCUGCCUGCCAUGUUUCAGUUGAGCUGGUGGGGUCCUGCGCUACCCUGGUGGCCGAGAGAAUCCUGCAGGGGGCACCAGAGAUCUUGGACAGGCAAACUGCAGCCCUUCUUCAUGGAGCAAUCAUCCUGGACUGUGUGAACAUGGACCUUAAAAUUGGAAAGGCAACCCUAAAGGACAACCGAUAUGUGGAGAAUCUAGAGGCCCUCUUCCCAGAUCUGCCCAACAGAAAUGAUAUCUUUGAUUCUCUGCAAAAGGCAAAGUUUGAUGUAUCAGGACUGACCACAGAGCAGAUGCUGAGAAAGGACCAGAAGACCAUCUCCAGACAAGGCACCAAGGUGGCCAUUAGUGCAAUAUAUAUGGAUUUGGAGGCCUUUCUGCAGAGGUCUGGCCUCAUUGCAGAUCUCCAUGCCUUCUGCCAGGCUCACAGCUAUGAUGCCCUGGUCGCCAUGACUAUCUUUUUCAACACUUACAAUGAGCCAGUGCGGCAGUUGGCAGUUUUCUGUCCCCACACAGCACUCCGAGUGACGGUCUGUGGAGUCCUGGAACGCUCCCACUCUCCGUCCCUGAAGCUGACCCCUGCCCCAAGCAUCCACCCUAACCUCCAAGCCUAUCUUCAAGGCAACACCCAGGUCUCUCGAAAGAAACUUCUGCCUCUGCUCCAGGAAGCCCUGUCAGCAUAUUUUGACUCCACGAACAUCCCUUCAGGACAGCCUGAGACAGAGGGUGUGUCCAGGGAGCAGGUAGACAAGGAAUUGGACAGGGCAGGUAACUCCCUGAUUCCUGGACUGAGUCAAGAUGAGGAGGAGCCUCCACUGCCCCCCACACCCAUGAACAGCCUGGUGGAUGAGUGCCCUCUGGAUCAGGGGCUGCCGAAAUUCUCAGCCGAGGUCAUCUUUGAGAAAUGUAGUCAGAUCUCACUGUCAGAAUCUACCACUGCCUCCCGGUCCAAGAAAUGA
This is a messenger RNA of Lipotes vexillifer (Yangtze River dolphin), 1362 nucleotides long. RefSeq names its product prune exopolyphosphatase 1 (gene PRUNE1). The coding region runs from base 1 to 1362 and encodes 453 amino acids. Gene Ontology annotation, cellular component: cytoplasm. The record is from RefSeq and is a predicted model, not a curated record. Lineage: Eukaryota; Metazoa; Chordata; Mammalia; Artiodactyla; Lipotidae. The transcript has 8 exons. Gene Ontology annotation, molecular function: exopolyphosphatase activity.